UACUCCCCCUUUUCUGCCAUUGACGCUGCCGCUUCUUGCUUCACGGUUGUGAGCAGCGCUGCCUCGGGGAAUGGUAUUGCUUGUAGCUCAUUAUUUCGUUACGAAGCAUUAGGGGAAGGUGUGUGUUUUACUCAAGAAGUGUGCGACAACGCUUGUGGCGAGAUGACGACGCGUUCGGAAAGAGAGAAGGCCCAGAAACUCAAUGAACAGCACCAGGCCAUCCUGUCCAAAAUGCUGCGAGAAGAAGACAACAAAUACUGCGCCGACUGUGAGGCGAAAGGUCCUCGAUGGGCAUCAUGGAACCUGGGGGUCUUCAUCUGCAUCCGCUGUGCUGGGAUCCAUCGCAACCUCGGGGUGCACAUAUCACGCGUCAAAUCCGUCAACCUGGACCAGUGGACCCCCGAACAGAUCCAGAGUGUACAGGACAUGGGAAACUCCAGGGCCCGCCGGCUGUACGAGGCCAAUCUCCCAGACAACUUCAGACGGCCUCAGACGGACCAAUCUGUGGAGUUCUUCAUCCGGGACAAGUACGAGAGGAAGAAAUACUACGACAAAAACGCUGUCAACGGAAACCUCAAGUCUAGUGAUGCUGCCCUUCCCUCUGCCUCCUCACCCUCCUCACACCAAGCUGAUAAAAACAAGCAAGAGAAAGAAAGGGAGAAGAAGGAAGAGAAGAAGAAAGAAAGGGACAGUGAAAAAGGGAACAAGCCCAGCUCCUUGGAGAGGCAUCAGAAGAGGGACGAGCCCCAGCAGGAGCCCCACUCCAGCCCCAUGAAAACUGCAGAGCCGGCCAUCGACUUAUUAGGCCUGGAUGCCCCGGCAGCAGGCUCUGCCAACAGCGGGAGCAGCUCUGUUAGCUCCGCCCCUCUGACCGAUGAGCUGGACAUCUUCGGCCCCAUGGUGUCCAACCCCCUCCCCUCCUCCAGCACACACAUCUCUCAGGCCAGUUCCAGUAAAGCCGCCGGGGCCUCCGCAGGCACAGGAAGUUCGGCCCCCGCCCAGGGCGACCUGGACCUGUUCACCGAGACCAGCGGCAAGGCCGAAGACUCGGCCAAGAAGCUCCUCUCCAAGGACUCCAUCCUCUCCCUCUACAGCACCAGCAGCAUGCCCCCGCAGCCUGCCCCCGCCAUGUUCAUGGGCCCGUCCCAGAUGCAGUUCCCCUCCCAGCCGGGCCCCGGGUACCAGGGCUUCCCGGGCAUGGGCGCGCCCGCCCCCCCCACCACCAUGAUGGGCACGGUGCUGGGCCAGAGCGGGCCGGGCAUGGGGCAGAACGCCGGGAUGGUGGUCGGCAUGACGAUGCCCAACGGCUUCAUGGGGGCGGCGCCGGCGGGGGUGAUGGGCCUGGCCCCCGGGGUGAUGGGGGCGCAGGGGGGCGCUGUGCCCGCUGGAGUGGUGCCCCCCCAGAACAUGUACGCCAUGCCAGCUGGGCAGCAGGCACAGUGGAACAUGAGUCAGGUACAGUAUGAAUCUCAUCAGUAGUAUCACAGGCGCUAC
Molecule: messenger RNA, 1494 nt
Organism: Anguilla rostrata (American eel)
Lineage: Eukaryota; Metazoa; Chordata; Actinopteri; Anguilliformes; Anguillidae
Gene: smap1
Product: small ArfGAP 1
Exons: 10
Coding region: 163-1479 (438 amino acids)
Biological process (GO): regulation of clathrin-dependent endocytosis
Cellular component (GO): cytoplasm
Molecular function (GO): metal ion binding; GTPase activator activity
Source: RefSeq, a predicted model, not a curated record